Closterium sp. Yama58-4 is the source of this 5190-nucleotide messenger RNA. The record is from the annotation of a GenBank genome assembly. NCBI's taxonomy places the organism in Eukaryota, Viridiplantae, Streptophyta, Zygnematophyceae, Desmidiales, Closteriaceae.
AUGGAGAGCAUAAUCACCAUUCCGUCCGUGUGGAACGGAAGUGUGAAGCCGUAUGGGUUCAAAUCCAAGAUCGAGCUACUCAACACUGGCAAGAGGGACCUGGUUGGGUGGGAGGUGAGGGUGGAGUUCCCUCGCAAUGAGCUCAUCACACAACCGUUCCCCGUUACCUUUAUGGACUUAGUGGGGUGGGAGGUGAGGGUGGAGUUCACUCGCAACGAGCUCAUCACUCUGCUGGGCAACGCUCAAGUGGAAUACGAACUGCCAUACCCUGUCAACGUGUGGUUUGACGCAACGAGCUCAUCACUCUGCUGCGCUCAAGUGGAAUACGAACUGCCGUACCCUGGUGAGGUGUCUCAUCCAGGUGAGAUGUCUCAUCCAGGUUCCGCGCUGCUCUUUUCCAGCAUUGACGACCAGAGCGACCGCCUCAUCACGGCGAUCCACGCGGGCGGCGACGUUCAGCAGUAUGUGGUGUUUGCGGAGGUGUUUGGCACGGAGUUUGGGGCGGCCACUGCAAACAAGGCGCUGCCUCGCACGCUCUACCUCACCACACCAGGCUUCAACUGUGCAUCCAACCGCCCUCAAUUCCCAUCUCCCAACCGGAUUCAGGUCUGCUGCAGGGAAACCCCCUACCCGCCUCCUCCUCCUCCUCGCCCCCCUCCCCGCCUCCCCCCAAUCACCCCCGCUUUAACGGUCCAGAUCGACGUGACAGCAGCGAGCGAUCUGGACCAUCAGAUGCUCGUCACGAUCAGCAACCUGCAACCCGACAGGCGCGUUGGACCCCCAAGGAACGACCCCUGGGCACUCAGUUGGCGAUGGACACAGAACGAGAUUGUGUGGGAAGCAUCCGGAGCACAGGCGACACAGCAGGGCAACUGCCAGCAGCAGUCCGCCUCCUCAGCUGUCUACGGAGCAGCCAUCGCCACCGCCCACUCGUGCUCGCCCCGACCCACCUUUGUGGAUCUGCCGGGAGGGGCGCAUGACAGUGAGAGUGGGCGGGACCUGGGUGCCUCUCUCGGCGUGCGCCUCUCCUGCUGCAAGAACGGCUCCAUUGGACUGCGCUCGUUUCCCUAUGGCGACCCUGCUCUAGCGCAGUAUCAGGGCAACACCUCUCUCGCUCAGUUCCGCCUCCGCAUAGGCCGCACGCGCCAGUUCAAGGCCAUCCCCUCCAUCGCCCCACCGCGCAACCUCUCCCUCGGCCUUCCAGGAAUAGUGUGCUCCGCUGGUGUUCGCAUCGACCCAUCACAGUUCCCGGUGAACCCCUCGCGCAACCUAUCAGCAGUCGCCACGUGGCGCUACGCCUGCUAUCGCGACCCCUCCUUCCCCCCUCCUCGCCCCGCCUGCUGUGUCUCCUUCUCAGCCGCUUUCAACACCACCGGCUCCCCCCAGGGCGCGUGGGGAAGCAUCUUUGGGCGCAGCAGCAGCACGGGCAGCGGCAGUGGCCAGUUCCAUGUGUCUCCCUGUAAAAGCUGCGCCUGUGGUUGCCCAGGGGAGGCUGUUUCUUCGUCUUCCUCCUCUUCCUCCUCUUCUUCCUCCUCUUCCUCCUCUUCUGCCUCUGCUGCUUCCCUGUCCGCAGUAUCCCCCACCUCUCCCUUCUCCCCUCCUUCGCUUUCAAGUCUCCUCCUCAGUGCUCCAUCUGCUGCUGAAAAUGGGACGGCGGGUAACAGCAGCAGCUAUCCCCACGUGGGGCUCCGUGAUUGGCCCAUGUGUGCUGCUCAUGAUACAAUCUUUGAUACCAUUGGUGGAAGGGGCGAUGUGGUCCCUUCCAAGAAGCUUCCCAGCUGGUACGGCGACGACCGGGAUUUUAUUUCUGCCCGGUGCCGCGACAGCUGCCCGAUCCACCUGCACUGGCAUGUGAUGGCCGUGUAUGAAGACGGAUUUGUUGCCAAGCUGAGCAUCAUCAACCGGGGCAACAACAGCGUGUCUGACUGGGUUGCUCUCAUCACCCUCCCUUCCAUCGCCAACACCUCUGCCAUCUACUCGUUCGGAUAUGCCAACGUGUCUGCGCUCAUCACCCUCCCUUCCAUCGCCAACACCUCUGCCAUCUACUCGUUCGGAUAUGCCAACGUGUCUGCGCUCAUCACCCUCCCUUCCAUCGCCAACACCUCUGCCAUCUACUCGUUCGGAUAUGCCAACGUGUCUGCGCUCAUCACCCUCCCUUCCAUCGCCAACACCUCUGCCAUCUACUCGUUCGGAUAUGCCAACGUGUCUGCGCUCAUCACCCUCCCUUCCAUCGCCAACACCUCUGCCAUCUACUCGUUCGGAUAUGCCAACGUGUCUGCGCUCAUCACCCUCCCUUCCAUCGCCAACACCUCUGCCAUCUACUCGUUCGGAUAUGCCAACGUGUCUGCGCUCAUCACCCUCCCUUCCAUCGCCAACACCUCUGCCAUCUACUCGUUCGGAUAUGCCAACGUGUCUGCGCUCAUCACCCUCCCUUCCAUCGCCAACACCUCUGCCAUCUACUCGUUCGGAUAUGCCAACGUGUCUGCGCUCAUCACCCUCCCUUCCAUCGCCAACACCUCUGCCAUCUACUCGUUCGGAUAUGCCAACGUGUCUGCGCUCAUCACCCUCCCUUCCAUCGCCAACACCUCUGCCAUCUACUCGUUCGGAUAUGCCAACGUGUCUGCGCUCAUCACCCUCCCUUCCAUCGCCAACACCUCUGCCAUCUACUCGUUCGGAUAUGCCAACGUGUCUGCGCUCAUCACCCUCCCUUCCAUCGCCAACACCUCUGCCAUCUACUCGUUCGGAUAUGCCAACGUGUCUGCGCUCAUCACCCUCCCUUCCAUCGCCAACACCUCUGCCAUCUACUCGUUCGGAUAUGCCAACGUGUCUGCGCUCAUCACCCUCCCUUCCAUCGCCAACACCUCUGCCAUCUACUCGUUCGGAUAUGCCAACGUGUCUGCGCUCAUCACCCUCCCUUCCAUCGCCAACACCUCUGCCAUCUACUCGUUCGGAUAUGCCAACGUGUCUGCGCUCAUCACCCUCCCUUCCAUCGCCAACACCUCUGCCAUCUACUCGUUCGGAUAUGCCAACGUGUCUGCGCUCAUCACCCUCCCUUCCAUCGCCAACACCUCUGCCAUCUACUCGUUCGGAUAUGCCAACGUGUCUGCGCUCAUCACCCUCCCUUCCAUCGCCAACACCUCUGCCAUCUACUCGUUCGGAUAUGCCAACGUGUCUGCGCUCAUCACCCUCCCUUCCAUCGCCAACACCUCUGCCAUCUACUCGUUCGGAUAUGCCAACGUGUCUGCGCUCAUCACCCUCCCUUCCAUCGCCAACACCUCUGCCAUCUACUCGUUCGGAUAUGCCAACGUGUCUGCGCUCAUCACCCUCCCUUCCAUCGCCAACACCUCUGCCAUCUACUCGUUCGGAUAUGCCAACGUGUCUGCGCUCAUCACCCUCCCUUCCAUCGCCAACACCUCUGCCAUCUACUCGUUCGGAUAUGCCAACGUGUCUGCGCUCAUCACCCUCCCUUCCAUCGCCAACACCUCUGCCAUCUACUCGUUCGGAUAUGCCAACGUGUCUGCGCUCAUCACCCUCCCUUCCAUCGCCAACACCUCUGCCAUCUACUCGUUCGGAUAUGCCAACGUGUCUGCGCUCAUCACCCUCCCUUCCAUCGCCAACACCUCUGCCAUCUACUCGUUCGGAUAUGCCAACGUGUCUGCGCUCAUCACCCUCCCUUCCAUCGCCAACACCUCUGCCAUCUACUCGUUCGGAUAUGCCAACGUGUCUGCGACCUCCCGCAUGCUCUACGGCUUCGCAGGCAGCAACAGCUGGCUUAUCCCCUCACGACACAUCUGUUCUGUCCCCCUUGCUUUGUCUCUCCACCUUCCAGCGACCUCCCGCAUGCUCUACGGCUUCGCAGGCAGCAACAGCUGGCUUAUCCCCUCACGACACAUCUGUUCUGUCCCCCUUGCUUUGUCUCUCCACCUUCCAGCGACCUCCCGCAUGCUCUACGGCUUCGCAGGCAGCAACAGCUGGCUUAUCCCCUCACGACACAUCUGUUCUGUCCCCCUUGCUUUGUCUCUCCACCUUCCAGCGACCUCCCGCAUGCUCUACGGCUUCGCAGGCAGCAACAGCUGGCUUAUCCCCUCACGACACAUCUGUUCUGUCCCCCUUGCUUUGUCUCUCCACCUUCCAGCGACCUCCCGCAUGCUCUACGGCUUCGCAGGCAGCAACAGCUGGCUUAUCCCCUCACGACACAUCUUUUCUGUCCCCCUUGCUUUGUCUCUCCACCUUCCAGCGACCUCCCGCAUGCUCUACGGCUUCGCAGGCAGCAACAGCUGGCUUAUCCCCUCACGACACAUCUUUUCUGUCCCCCUUGCUUUGUCUCUCCACCUUCCAGCGACCUCCCGCAUGCUCUACGGCUUCGCAGGCAGCAACAGCUGGCUUAUCCCCUCACGACACAUCUUUUCUGUCCCCCUUGCUUUGUCUCUCCACCUUCCAGCGACCUCCCGCAUGCUCUACGGCUUCGCAGGCAGCAACAGCUGGCUUAUCCCCUCACGACACAUCUUUUCUGUCCCCCUUGCUUUGUCUCUCCACCUUCCAGCGACCUCCCGCAUGCUCUACGGCUUCGCAGGCAGCAACAGCUGGCUUAUCCCCUCACGACACAUCUUUUCUGUCCCCCUUGCUUUGUCUCUCCACCUUCCAGCGACCUCCCGCAUGCUCUACGGCUUCGCAGGCAGCAACAGCUGGCUUAUCCCCUCACGACACAUCUUUUCUGUCCCCCUUGCUUUCGACCUCCCGCAUGCUCUACGGCUUCGCAGGCCGCAACAGCUGGCUGGAGGGAACACCGUCUCACCUCAAGGCACAUAUCUCCCCUUCCCCCAUUCCCCCUGCUUGGCCCCUCCCCAUUCCCCCUCCCCCCUUCCAGCCACGUCCCGCGUGCUAUACGGCUUCACAGGCAGCAACAGCUGGCUAGAGGGAACACCGUCUCCCCUCAAAGGAAAGAGCUUCGGCAACGUGCAGAGCGUUUUCAAGUUUGGUCUGCUCCCAGGGCUCAACCUUACUGAAGCUGAUGGGAAGCACUUCUUCCCGUCCCUCCUCUCCUUCGACGGCUAUCCCUGCUCCAUGCCGGACCACUUCCCACUCCUCCCUCCGCCUCAACUACCCGCCACAGCCAUCCCAACACGCUACAUUGCUGUGAUUGUCGCCGUGCUGCUUGCGGCUGUCCUCAUGUUUGGAGUGCGCUUCUAG